CUGCCCAGGUCCCGGAGGGUGGAUGAAGUGGGGCCUCAGAACAGCUCAUCUCAUCGAGCAGGCUGGACCCCUGGGUUCCUGACUUGCACUGAAGGGUUUGGAUCUGGAAACAACAUGUACACAUCCAUCCCCCAGAGUGUCUCUCCAUUCCCAGCCUCAGUGAAUGAUCCCGGCCUCCAUGUGUGGCGGGUGGAGAAGCUGAAGCCGGUGCCCGUAGCCCGUGAGAACCAGGGCAUCUUCUUCUCUGGGGACUCCUAUCUGGUGCUGCACAAUGGCCCAGAGGAGCUCUCCCACCUGCAUCUGUGGAUAGGCCAGCAGUCAUCCCGGGAUGAGCAGGGGGCCUGCGCUGUGCUGGCCGUGCACCUCAACACGCUGCUGGGGGAGCGGCCUGUGCAGCACCGCGAGGUACAGGGCAAUGAGUCUGACCUCUUCAUGAGCUACUUCCCACGGGGCCUCAAGUACCAGGAAGGUGGUGUGGAGUCAGCAUUUCACAAGGCCUCCCCGGGAGCCACCCCAGCUGCCAUCAAGAAACUUUACCAGGUGAAGGGAAAGAAGAACAUCCGCGCCACUGAGCGGGCGCUGAGCUGGGACAGCUUCAACACCGGGGACUGCUUCAUUCUGGACCUGGGCCAGAGCAUCUUCACCUGGUGUGGUGGAAAGUCCAACAUCCUGGAGCGCAAUAAGGCGAGGGACCUGGCCCUGGCCAUCCGGGACAGUGAGCGACAGGGCAAGGCCCAGGUGGAGAUUGUCACUGAUGGAGAGGAGCCUGCUGAGAUGAUCCAGGUCCUGGGCCCCAAGCCUGCUCUGAAGGAGGGCAACCCUGAGGAAGAUGUCACAGCUGACCGGACAAAUGCCCAGGCUGCGGCUCUGUAUAAGGUCUCCGAUGCCACUGGACAGAUGAACCUGACUAAGGUGGCCGACUCCAGCCCCUUUGCCCUCAACCUGCUGAUAUCUGAUGACUGCUUUGUGCUGGACAACGGGUCCUGUGGCAAGAUCUACAUCUGGAAGGGGCGAAAGGCUAACGAGAAGGAGCGUCAGGCGGCCCUCCAAGUGGCCGAGGAUUUCAUCUCCCGCAUGCGGUACGCCCCGAACACUCAGGUGGAGAUUCUGCCCCAGGGCCGUGAGAGUCCCAUCUUCAAGCAAUUCUUCAAGGACUGGAAAUGAGGGCGGGCAUCUCCCUGCCCCCUACUCCUCUACCCCCUGCCAGCUUUUUCCUCCUCUGGCUGCCUGGGCAGUGCUGCCAUGCCCCUGCUGACAUUCAAUAAAGCAAACAAAUGCUCUCCCCAGGCUGUCCCUGCGCUGCCUGCCCUUGGCUGAUUCCCACUGUCCCACUGUCCACUGGGGCUCGUCCCCUGGCUGGGGUCAGAGUACAACACAGACGACAAUUCUACAGCCUCUGAGAGGCCAGAGCCAGCUUUGCGUGAUUGAGGCAGAGGGUCCAGGAGUCCCAGCAGGGCUGGCAGGUACUGCUGUGAACCCAGUAGGGAGGUGGCAUGGUGCCAGUCCUCAGGAUCACUUUCAGUCUCACAUUCCCAACGAGGAGAAGGUUGUGGCAACGGGCUUGGGAAGCAGCUCCAUUUAAGCCAGUAUUUCCUCAGAUGCCAUAAUAAACCACUGCAAGGCAGCUUCAAAUGA
Messenger RNA from Cynocephalus volans (Philippine flying lemur), 1635 nucleotides. It is a transcript of the gene CAPG, whose product is annotated as capping actin protein, gelsolin like. Gene Ontology annotation, cellular component: actin cytoskeleton; cytoplasm. Gene Ontology annotation, biological process: actin filament severing; actin polymerization or depolymerization; cell projection assembly. The transcript has 10 exons. Lineage: Eukaryota; Metazoa; Chordata; Mammalia; Dermoptera; Cynocephalidae. Gene Ontology annotation, molecular function: actin filament binding; phosphatidylinositol-4,5-bisphosphate binding. Bases 115 to 1164 code for a protein of 349 amino acids. The record is from RefSeq and is a predicted model, not a curated record.